AUGGAGUCCUUUGGUGAAGAAUUUACCACCUUCAAUUCUCUACUCAUUGGUUGCCUCAAACAACGCUCGUUUGGAUCGUUUUGCAAGACACCAUUUCAAAAUUUUGAUGACGACUUCCAACACCACCAAAGAGCAAAAUGUAUAUAUACAGCCAGCAGUGAGCGGACUUUUCAAGAGCCCAGACUCACCGGGGUCAUAUCUCCACACUUCCAAUCGCACGAAUCAUCUUUGACACCGGAACCAUUAUCCACGAAGCACACCAGCCUCGUUCAUUCGUAUAGGUAG
Botrytis sinoallii is the source of this 285-nucleotide messenger RNA. RefSeq lists its product as uncharacterized. The record is from RefSeq and is a predicted model, not a curated record. NCBI's taxonomy places the organism in Eukaryota, Fungi, Ascomycota, Leotiomycetes, Helotiales, Sclerotiniaceae. The transcript has 3 exons. Bases 1 to 285 code for a protein of 94 amino acids.